Porites evermanni is the source of this 1906-nucleotide messenger RNA. Lineage: Eukaryota; Metazoa; Cnidaria; Anthozoa; Scleractinia; Poritidae. The record is from the annotation of a GenBank genome assembly.
AUGGCCGACUAUGACAGCACAGAUAUCAAAGACGAGAAAGGUAUAGAAGUAUUGAGUAUUUAUUUGUAUACUGAAUCUAAAAAAAAAAAUUCGGUUUUUUUCUAUACCUUUUUCUUUAUUUCUAACCACUUAGGAGUGAAAUAAGGAAAAUGUAAAUUAGACGAUUAGCUUACAAUAUAAGUGCUAAAGAAGGAAUGAUAGUAUUCAGACACUUUUGGAAUGGAAUCAUGACAACCGAGAAAGCAGAACAUGUCUUACAGACUGUUGAGUUGUGCAAUGGAAGAUUUUAUAUUUUAAUCACACCCCAAUAAUAAUAAUUGUUGAACUUGGGACAUUUGUGGCUGAUAUCGAGUCAAACAUAGUCAUCUUGCAUAACUAUUAAGUAGGAUCAUGAGCUCGGGGGGGUACUCAACAAAAUUGUAUAGAGGUAGGUUCUGCCGGAGGUCCAACCCCUUACCUUUUAUGUACCAAACGGAACCUCAUUCAUUUACUUAUUAAGACACUGCAUAUCUUUUAACUGCUGUUAACGCAUCAUCUUUUAAAUAUAAAUAAAUCACUAAAUGAAAAAGUUCUUUUUUUCGUGUGCCGGUUAGUCCUUUUAGGUCCUUUCAUAGACAGCAAUGACAGAUUUCCCCUCCUUUUCAUUUUCUGCAAAUAGUGAAACCCCAUACUAGGGAGUGAGCAGGGUGGGGAUUACACUGUGAAUUAGUUGGGUGGGAGCUGCCCUGGUGGCGCAUAAAACCCUCAGUGACAGUUCCAGGGGAGGGGCCCAUUUUUCUUGUGCUCAAUAUAAUGUGAUACUAAGUGAUUCAUGUGGUUUUACAGCUCUUAGAGAAAAGAAGACAAAGGCAUUGGUGUCACUAAGUGUGGGACUUAUUUUUAUCUUUAUUGGCCUUCCCUUAUGGUGGAACACAACCAAAGUUUACAGGGCUCCCCUUCCUUAUGAUGAAAUAGAACAGUUAAACCAGUUUAAGGUAUGAUUACUUUUAAUGUUAAGUAAUUUAUAGCUUGACAUCAAUCAAUUUUACUACCAUCAAAUUGCUAUAAAAUUUAUUGCAUUUAACAAUUACUAAAAUUGGAUUUCUUUUAGGUUAAGUAUACAGUUAACCUUAAUGUAGUACUUCUUGGAUCUCAAGAUCCUUCUAUUUUAAAACAAGAGAUUGAGCUGGAGCUCAAAAAAGAAACUGGUAAGAUUGUCCAAGAUUUGGUGGGAUGUAUGGAAUAAUAAGGGUCAGUUUAGUUGGUCUUAUUGUACAGCUCGCUUGUGCUCUUUCCUUUCUGAUUUAGAUGAUGGAAGUAUUAUUCAGUUUGAUUGGUUCUCAGGAUUCUUUGGCACCCCUUGUGGGAUAGUGUAGGGGGCUCAUGGUUUGGUUCCAUGGUGUGGGUGAGAGCAGUGUUCCAGAUAAGAGAUGGGUCUUGGGUCAAUGACCUGACAAAGAUGGCUUCCUGAUCCGACAGAUGACAUAUAAGUGUUAAGUUAAAUAUAGCAAAAAAAUUAGCACAUGGUCUCGGUGACCCCUCAGAUGGUCUACAUGACCCCCUGCUCAAAAGAAUUAACUGGAACACUGUAAGAGACAGAAAAAGAGGUAAAUUUAAAUCAAAGAAUGUCCCCGACUUGUUGAGCAAAAUUUCUUUUUAAAAGGUAAAGUGCGAUAGAAUAGCAAUGCUUGACCCCAGACCCUCAGCUGUAUGGGUACCUGUGGACACCAAUUCAUUGCAUGUUUUUCAUAGCUAUACAGAGGCUCACCCCACCUUCCAGGCCUACGAUCACAAGAUUUCCAUGGCUCCACAUCAUUGUGUUUAUUAUUCAAAAACAGUAUUUUUUUUUGGUUGUUGUUACGUGUCCAAUUUCUUUUCUUUUUUACAAUAUUAUUGGUCAGAUAUAUCUGCCAUAACACCAGACUAA